AUGCUCAUGAGGAAAGUGCCCGGCUUCGUCCCGGCCUCUCCGUGGGGGCUGCGGCUGCCGCAGAAGUUCCUCUUCCUUCUCUUCCUCUCGGGCCUCGUCACCCUGUGCUUCGGGGCCCUCUUCCUGCUGCCCCACUCUUCUCGCCUCAAGCGCCUCUUCCUGACCGCCCGGACCCAGCAGCCCGGCCUGGAGGUGGUGGCCGAAAUCGCCGGCCAUCCCCCGGCCCGCGAUCAGGAACCGCCUCCCAACCCGGCCCCCGCUGUGCCGGCCCCGGGCGAGGACGACCCCAGCAGCCGGGCCAAUCCCCGACGCAGGAAAGGGUGGCUGCGGCGCACCCGCCCCACGGGGCCCCGGGAAGAGGCCACCGUGGCCCGGGGCAAUGGCAUCGCGGCCCUCAGGCCCGGGGAGGAGAGCGCCCCGUCCAGCUUUGACUUCAACGCGUUCCGCAGCCGCCUCCGCCACCCAGUCCUGGGGACCAGGGCCGAUGAGAGUAAGGCGUCCCAGAGCCGAGUGCGAGCCCAGCGGGAGAAAGUCAAGGAGAUGAUGCAGUUUGCCUGGCAGAGCUACAAGCGUUAUGCAAUGGGGAAAAACGAGCUCCGUCCACUGACAAAAGACGGCUAUGAGGGUAACAUGUUUGGAGGCCUCAACGGGGCCACAAUCAUUGAUUCCCUUGACACCCUCUACCUCAUGGAGCUGAAGGAAGAGUUCCAGGAGGCCAAGGCCUGGGUCGAGGAGAGCUUCCACCUGAAUGUGAGUGGAGAAGCAUCCUUGUUUGAGGUGAAUAUCCGCUUCAUCGGAGGUCUGCUCUCAGCCUUCUACCUGACGGGAGAAGAGGUGUUCCGAAUAAAGGCCAUCAAGCUUGGAGAAAAACUCCUGCCAGCCUUCAAUACCCCCACUGGAAUCCCAAAGGGUGUUGUGAACUUCAAAAGUGGGAGCUGGGGCUGGGCCACUGCAGGCAGCAGCAGCAUCCUGGCGGAGUUUGGGUCCCUGCACUUGGAAUUCUUACACCUCACCGAGCUUUCUGGCAACCAGGUCUUUGCAGAAAAGGUCAGGAACAUCCGCAAAGUCCUCAGGAAGAUCGACAAGCCCUUUGGCCUGUACCCCAACUUUCUCAGCCCCGUGAGCGGGAACUGGGUACAACACCACGUCUCAGUUGGAGGACUCGGCGACAGUUUUUAUGAAUAUUUGAUCAAAUCCUGGUUGAUGUCAGCCAAGACAGAUAUGGAGGCUAAAAAUAUGUACUACGAAGCCUUGGAGGCAAUAGAGACCUACUUGCUGAAUGUCUCUCCGGGGGGGCUGACCUACAUUGCCGAGUGGCGAGGGGGGAUUCUGGACCACAAGAUGGGGCACCUGGCCUGUUUCUCCGGGGGCAUGAUCGCCCUCGGUGCUGAGGACGCCGAGGAAGAAAAGAGGGCCCACUACCGGGAGCUCGCAGCCCAGAUCACCAAGACGUGCCACGAGUCAUACGCCCGCUCAGAUACCAAACUGGGGCCCGAGGCCUUCUGGUUUAACUCUGGCCGAGAGGCGGUGGCCACCCAGCUGAGCGAGAGCUACUAUAUCCUGCGGCCCGAGGUGGUGGAGAGUUACAUGUACCUGUGGCGGCAGACCCACGACCCCAUCUACAGGGAGUGGGGCUGGGAAGUGGUGAUGGCCUUAGAGAAAUACUGUCGGACGGAAGCCGGUUUCUCUGGGAUCCAAGACGUGUACAGUAGCAUUCCCAACCACGAUAACAAGCAGCAGAGUUUCUUUCUAGCAGAGACACUCAAGUACCUCUAUCUUCUGUUCUCUGAAGAUGACUUGCUGUCCCUGGAAGACUGGGUGUUCAACACCGAGGCCCACCCGCUCCCAGUGAACCACUCGGACAGCUCCAGCAGGGCCUGGGGCAGACAAUGACCCUGUCGCCCCACUGCUCCAGGGCUGCCACAGGGAUGCCUUGCCUUUUCGGGAUUUGGGACUGUUCUCAAAGGAAUUGGGAACGUAGGCCCUGUCCCAGUCAGACUCCAGGCAGAUGUGUCGGACAAGCCAUUUUUCCUCUGUGAGGAGACAGGACUUGGAGAUGCAACGAUGUCAGACAAGGGCCAUGGAAACACCCGGUCCAGACAUUCCUUUCUACGAGAAUUUCUAUGAAACCCACUACCUUGCCAUUCCAGGGCCAAGGACUGAAGUUUUGUGUAUCAGCCCCGUGUAUUCAAUUCACUUUGUUUUGGUUUUUGGUUGUUUUUGCUUGAUUUUGCCUUUUCUCUACAGAUUAGUUUUAUCACAAUUUUAAAUAUAGUUUCAAAACCAUGUGCUUUUUAAAACGGUGUCAUCCUGAUAAACAAAACCUUCAAGUGUUUGCACACACACAGAAUCUUGAACCCGUUAUCUAUAUUUUAAAAGCCUUUUGCCCAACAUUUACUCUGUGUUCAACUAUGUGCCAUUUACCUUAUCGUUUGAAGAG
Molecule: messenger RNA, 2440 nt
Organism: Cynocephalus volans (Philippine flying lemur)
Lineage: Eukaryota; Metazoa; Chordata; Mammalia; Dermoptera; Cynocephalidae
Gene: MAN1C1
Product: mannosidase alpha class 1C member 1
Exons: 12
Coding region: 1-1893 (630 amino acids)
Biological process (GO): mannose trimming involved in glycoprotein ERAD pathway; carbohydrate metabolic process
Cellular component (GO): extracellular exosome; endoplasmic reticulum; Golgi membrane
Molecular function (GO): calcium ion binding; mannosyl-oligosaccharide 1,2-alpha-mannosidase activity
Source: RefSeq, a predicted model, not a curated record